GACCAGAAACACUCACACACAGCUGACCAGCUAUUGGCAGAAAGGGAAUUCGUGCCGUAUUGGGAGCACAGAGGCCCCAUUUGGAAAAAAAAAAAAACGGCACUGUGUGUUCUCAGUUCCUGCUUGGCUAAUACCCAACAGUAUAUGACGGUCACAAUAGAACAGAGAGGAGCGUUCGACAGGCAGGGCGACAAACCAGUUUUUGUGUUGUUGCGUGGAUCUCCCGUUUGCAGUCGUGUGAUUUAUUGCGGUUCCUCAGAUUCAACACCAUAAUGGAAGAGGACCACGCUACACCCGAGCAGCUGGCAGCGAUUGCAGCAGAAGCCGAAGGGAGCGAAAUCUCAGUCAACUACAAACCACCUGCCCAGAAGACCUUAGAGGAGAUCCAGAAACUGGACGAAGAUGACGAAAGCCUGCGCAAGUACAAGGAGGCCCUCCUGGGCAAGGAUUGUGCAGCUGCAGAUCCCAACGCCCCCAACGUCCAGGUGACGGGAAUGACUCUGGUAUGUGACUCGGCUCCGAAACCUCUGGUCCUUGACCUGCAGGGAGACCUGACCGGCUUCAAGAAGACCCCAAUCGUGCUGAAGGAGGGAAUCGAAUACAGAAUAAAAAUCUCCUUCAAGGUCAACAAGGAAAUUGUGUCAGGCCUGAAGUACUGUCAACAAACAUACAGGAAAGGAAUAAAAGUUGACAAGUCGGACUACAUGGUCGGCAGCUAUGCGCCCAAACCAACCGUACAGGAGUUCAUCACCCCCGUGGAGGAGUCACCCAAAGGGAUGAUGGCCCGCGGCAACUACACCAUCAAGUCCAAGUUCACCGAUGACGACCAACACGAUCAUCUCAGCUGGGAGUGGUGCCUCUCUAUCAAGAAAGACUGGACAGACUGAUCCCCUCUUCAACAUCCUCCAUCGACGUCUUCCUCUGCUUUGUCCCUCUCUCUCUUGCCGUCAUUCCAUUAUUCCUGUCUGGAUGUGUUGAUUUAAGCUUUUGCUCUCUCCGUCCAUCGACAACCCGCUCUUAUAUUUCCUUUUUUCUAAAUUCCAAUCACUCCAUCAUUCCUCCCCUCGUAACGCUUUCAUUUAUUUGGACCUGCACCUUUCUGUUAAGUAUCAAAUCUUUAAAAAAUGGAGAAAGCAAACAACAUGCACCAUCCAGAUUUUGCGGUUAUGGUUUGUUUAUGAAAGAAAAAGUAAAAAAAAUAUAGUUAACUGCUCUCAGAAAAAUGAUAAACUAUUGAUUCGCUCUGCCCUUUACCGCUGUCUUUUCUUUAUUUUUCCCGAUUGUUUUGUACAAUUACCGUGAUCUGCCUUGGAAAGCAUUGUACAGGAAGUAGUAGUGCUGUAUGUACGUGGCCACUGUGCGGUCACUGAGCAAUCAUUGCUGGACACAACCCUUGGACGCAGCCCUCCUAAAGCCUUUGAGCAGAUUAUUUGUACCAGGGUCUUGGUAAAUUAUUUGGAAUUCAGGCCACCUCUUUUUCAAAUUAUUUAGCGCCAUACAAAGUCUGCUGAGAGAACGGGGGGAAACUAAAUGACCUCUAACCCCCCUGUGACCCCUCGCUGUAGGUGUGGCUGUUCCUCUCCUGAUCAGGGUAUUUUGGCUUUUUUUUUCCUUUUAGCAAUGUGGCCUUAACAAGAACCCAUAGGAAGAAAUAGACAAUUUAAUUGAGCCUUUUGCCUUCAGAUUAUAUUUGCCAGAUCAUCAUGUGAGCCUGUUUUAACAAUACUUGUAAUACAUGGAAAGGGAAUCAGGACUGAGGACUUUUAACACCUUUUAUAUCAGGUUUGAUGAUUUGUUAAAGCCAUUACAUGUUGGUCCCAAUCAUGUUAGCUCUAUUUACAACACAUCUUUUUCUUGGCAGUACUUGUAGUUUUCUAAGUAUCAGUUAAAUUAACUUAAAUGAUCACCCUUGUUGUCCUCUAGUCCCUGAGGCCAUAUUUCCACCGCGUCCAAGGACUGUUAAACAGCUCACCUCGUAUUACUCAAGUUUAGAAAUACCAAUGCUGGCUGUGCCUCCAGUCUCUUACAACCACAUGCUGCUCCCGCUGACUCAGCAGCACUCUGUGCUCAACAUCAGUGAGGUGAAACGUCGUCUGUAAUUGACCUUUGAACUAGUAUAGAGAAUUCAGUCCCUAAUCAGACAUAUAAAAGUAUUUUCCUUUUUUAUACACUCCAGAAGUAUGGGAAUGAAGUCUGUUCCCGCAGCUUCGCUCAGCUCUUGUGUCAUGGACUGAUGUUUUUUCUCUGUGGGUUGGAUUUGACUCAAUGUGUGCUACUUGUAAUACUUACAGUUUACUGAUCUCCUGUGUUCAGAAUAAAGUGUUCAGACUGGG
This is a messenger RNA of Sebastes umbrosus (honeycomb rockfish), 2333 nucleotides long. RefSeq names its product Rho GDP dissociation inhibitor (GDI) alpha (gene arhgdia). The record is from RefSeq and is a predicted model, not a curated record. NCBI's taxonomy places the organism in Eukaryota, Metazoa, Chordata, Actinopteri, Perciformes, Sebastidae. The transcript has 6 exons. The coding region runs from base 273 to 887 and encodes 204 amino acids. Gene Ontology annotation, molecular function: Rho GDP-dissociation inhibitor activity; protein binding. Gene Ontology annotation, biological process: Rho protein signal transduction. Gene Ontology annotation, cellular component: cytoplasm; membrane; cytosol.